AUGGAGAAGAGGAAGAAGAAGAUGGUGUGGUUUUGGCCGGAGAAGCACGACGGUGGAAGCGUCGGAGGAGUAAUCAAGGAAGCGGAGGAUGUAGCUGCGGAGCAUAUAUCGAUCGAAGGUACAAUGAGUCAUUACAGCUUUAGUAAAGGUCUUCUUCCUCCGCUCGGAGUUAAUUCUCGUGCUACUCGUAACGUUAAGCUCCGUUGCUUCGUCGUCUCUCCUUUCGAUCCUCGUUACAGAGCGUGGGAUUGGUUUCUAGUGUUGUUGGUGCUCUACACUGCCUGGGCAUCGCCUUUUGAGUUUGGUUUCCUACAAACACCAAGAGCACCUCUCAAUAUUCUUGAUAACGUCGUGAACGGGUUUUUCGCUGUCGAUAUCGUUCUUACAUUCUUUGUUGCCUUCUUGGACAAGGCAACUUAUCUCCUAGUUGAUGAUCCCAAGAGAAUUGCUUGGAGAUAUACCUCCACUUGGCUGAUUUUUGAUGUGAUAUCUACAAUUCCUUAUGAACUCUUCGCCAGCUUAUUGCAUAAGACUAUUCAAGGAUAUGGGAUUUUCAGUAUGUUGCGUCUAUGGCGUCUACGCAGGGUCAGUAACUGUUUUUCCAGAUUGGAGAAAGAUCGGAGAUACAAUUACUUCGGGGUUCGCUGCACGAAGCUUCUUCUCGUUACUCUCUUUGUGAUUCAUUGUGGUGCCUGCUUCUUGUAUUCUAUAGCUGCACAUUACCCAGACCCUUCCGAAACAUUUAUGGCACUUGCGGAGGAAAACUGGAAACAGAAAUCUUUGCUUGUCCAGUAUGUUACAGCAAUGUAUUGGUCCAUAACCACCUUCUCAACAACAGGUUAUGGUGAUAUACAUGGUAAUAACGCAAAAGAGAGGGCCUUCAUCCUCUUCUACAUGGUCUUUAAUCUUGGAUUGUUAGCGUAUAUUAUUGGUAAUAUUACCAACUUGGUGGUUCAUGUGACCAGUCGUACCAUAAACUUUAGAGAUACCAUUCAAGCAGCCUCAGCGUUUGCUCAGCGGAACAAUCUUCCAGAGCGCUUGCAAGAACAGAUGGUAGCUCAUUUGUCUUUGAGGUACAGAACUGAUUCAGAAGGCCUACGGCAGCAAGAAAUUAUCGAUUCCCUCCCCAAAGCUAUUCGUUCCAGCAUAUCGCAUUUUCUGUUCUACGAAGUUGUUGACAAGAUUUACUUGUUCCAUGGAAUAUCCAAUGAUCUUCUGUUUCAAUUGGUCUCUGAGAUGAAGGCUGAGUAUUUUCCUCCCAGAGAAGAUGUGAUUUUGCGGAAUGAAGCGCCAACAGACUUUUACAUAAUGGUGACAGGAGCUGUUGACAUCAUUGCACCUGUGAAUGGAGUGGAUCAGGUAGUUGGUGAAGCAGGGACAGGUCAUGUUUUUGGUGAAGUUGGGGUGCUAUGUUACAGGCCACAAUUGUUCACAGUUCGUACCAAGCGAUUGAGUCAAUUGCUUCGUCUGAACCGUACAUCAUUCCUAAAUCUUGUUCAGGCAAAUGUUGGUGAUGGGGCAAUAAUUAUGGAUAAUCUUCUUCAGCAUUUGAAAGACUCAGAAGAUCCAGUGAUGAAAGGCAUCUUGGCUGAUACAGAACAGAUGUUGGCUCAAGGGAAAAUGGAUUUACCUCUCAGCUUAUGUUUUGCAGCAGCAAGAGGAGACGAUUUACUGCUGCAUCAGUUACUGAAACGAGGCUCAAACCCUAAUGAAACUGAUAAGAACGGUCGAACCGCACUGCAUAUAGCAGCAUCAAAAGGAAGCCAAUAUUGUAUUGUACUACUUCUCGAGAAUGGAGCAGAUCCUAACAUUAGAGAUUCCGAAGGCAAUGUACCAUUAUGGGAGGCCAUCAUUGGGAGGCAUGAAGAAAUUUCUAAACUCUUAUCAGAAAACGGCGCAACGCUAAACUUCGACAUAGUAGGCCAUCUCUCUUGCCUAGCCGUUGAACAAAACAGCUUAGAUGCACUCAAAGACAUUGUAAAAUACGGCGGAGAUAUCUCACUCCCUGAUAGCAACGGAACCACAGCUUUGCACAGAGCAGUCUCAGAAGGAAACAUGGAGAUUGUGAAGUUCUUGUUAGAGCAGGGAGCUGAUAUGGACAUGCCAGAUGUUUACGGUUGGACGGCUCGUGCUCUUGCUGAGCAUCAAGGACAUGAAGACAUUAAAGCUUUGUUUCAUGAACAGAGACCAGUUGAGAAGAAACCGAAGUCUGCUUCUGGUACACCAGAGAUUAAAACAUUGAUGAAGCAUAGUAGCGAGCCUGUAAUGGCUCACAACCGUUCAAGAGAAGCAAUGCCUUUCGUUCGAGGCGUCUCUCAGAGACGUAAGCUCAGUAACUUCAAGAACUCGCUGUUUGGUAUCAUGUCGGCCGCAAACACAGGUGAGGAAGGAGGAGCAUCAUCUACAAGAAGUGAAGUAGGUGUGGUUUAUCCCGUGAGAGUGACGAUCAGUGGUGAGGCUUCCUCCGCCGGCAAAGUGGUAAAGCUACCGAAUUCUCUUGAAGAGUUAAUUGAGAUUGGUGAGAAGAAGCUUGGAUUUGUUGCCACAAAGAUUCUGACCAGAGAAGGAGCCGAAAUCGACGACAUUAGGCUUAUAAGAGACGGCGAUUUUCUCCUUCUUCUAAAGCUUUCUUGA
This is a messenger RNA of Arabis nemorensis, 2634 nucleotides long. Lineage: Eukaryota; Viridiplantae; Streptophyta; Magnoliopsida; Brassicales; Brassicaceae. The record is from the annotation of a GenBank genome assembly.